Nymphaea colorata (pocket water lily) is the source of this 1948-nucleotide messenger RNA. Its product is annotated as serine hydroxymethyltransferase, mitochondrial-like. Gene Ontology annotation, molecular function: cobalt ion binding; glycine hydroxymethyltransferase activity; serine binding. The coding region runs from base 69 to 1625 and encodes 518 amino acids. The record is from RefSeq and is a predicted model, not a curated record. Lineage: Eukaryota; Viridiplantae; Streptophyta; Magnoliopsida; Nymphaeales; Nymphaeaceae. The transcript is spliced from 16 exons. Gene Ontology annotation, cellular component: cytoplasm. Gene Ontology annotation, biological process: tetrahydrofolate interconversion; L-serine catabolic process; folic acid metabolic process.
UUUUCUUUCCCGACCGACACUCGGCGUCAGAGCUGACACGAGUUUGAGACCAGCGAGAGAGAGAGAGAAUGGCGAUGGUGAGGGCCGCUCUCCGCAGGCUAUCGACGUCCGCUAAGCACUGUCGGCCACCCUUCAAUGGAGGCUCCGUUUACUCUCUGUCAUCUCUUCCCGAUCAGGCUGCGUUUGAGAAGGAAAAAUCUCGUAUCACGUGGACUAAGCAACUCAAUGCUCCGCUUGAGGAGGUAGAUCCGGAGAUUGCGGACAUUAUCGAGCUCGAGAAAGCGAGACAAUGGAAGGGGUUUGAACUUAUUCCUUCUGAGAAUUUCACUUCAGUGUCAGUUAUGCAAGCAGUUGGAUCUGUUAUGACAAACAAGUACAGUGAAGGUUAUCCUGGUGCAAGAUAUUAUGGUGGGAACGAGUAUAUUGACAUGGCAGAAUCAUUGUGUCAAAAACGUGCUUUGGAAGCAUUUCAGUUGGAUCCAAAACAAUGGGGAGUAAAUGUACAGUCAUUGUCUGGAUCCCCUGCUAAUUUUCAAGUGUACACUGCAUUGCUUAAACCCCAUGAAAGAAUCAUGGCACUUGAUCUUCCUCAUGGUGGACAUCUUUCACAUGGUUAUCAGACUGACACAAAGAAGAUAUCUGCUGUCUCCAUAUUUUUUGAAACAAUGCCUUAUCGGUUAAAUGAGACGACUGGCUACAUUGAUUAUGAUCAGCUAGAAAAAAGUGCAGUACUUUUUAGACCAAAGCUUAUAGUUGCUGGUGCAAGUGCCUAUGCACGUCUUUAUGAUUAUGAGCGUAUUCGUAAGGUCUGUGACAAGCAAAAAGCUGUUUUAUUGGCUGACAUGGCACACAUCAGUGGGUUGGUCGCAGCAGGUGUUAUCCCCUCCCCGUUUGAUUAUGCAGAUGUAGUCACCACAACAACACACAAGUCACUUCGUGGGCCACGUGGUGCCAUGAUCUUUUUCAGGAAGGGGGUUAAGGAGGUUAAUAAACAAGGGCAAGAGGUGUUGUAUGAUUUUGAAGAGAAAAUCAAUGCUGCUGUCUUUCCUGGACUUCAAGGUGGUCCACAUAAUCAUACAAUUGCUGGCUUAGCUGUUGCACUCAAACAGGCCACUACUUCAGAAUACAAGGCAUACCAAGAACAAGUUCUUAGAAAUUGCUCAAAAUUUGCUCAGAGUUUGGUGGAGAAAGGCUACGAGCUUGUUUCCGGUGGAACAGAUAAUCAUCUUGUCUUGGUGAAUCUUAAAAAUAAGGGGAUUGAUGGAUCUAGAGUUGAAAAGGUGUUGGAACUGGUUCAUAUUGCUGCAAAUAAAAAUACAGUGCCCGGUGAUGUCUCUGCCAUGGUUCCCGGUGGCAUUCGAAUGGGAACACCUGCUCUCACAUCUAGAGGGUUCAUGGAAGAGGAUUUUGUCAAAGUAGCAGAAUAUUUUGAUGCUGCUGUUAAAUUAGCUCAAAAGAUUAAGGCAGCAGCGAAAGGAACAAAGUUGAAGGAUUUUUUGGCCACAAUCCAAACAGAUGCACAUUUCCAAUCUGAGAUUCAAAAGCUCCGUCAUGAUGUGGAGGAGUACGCAAAGCAAUUUCCAACAAUUGGGUUUGAAAAGGAGACAAUGAAGUACAAGGAUUAAUUGAGAAUCUUCUCAUGAAUGCAAGAAGAUCGCAUGAGUCGGUGAAAUUAUUUUUUGUGCUGGUCGUCAGGAUGGAUUGUUUGAUUAGACAACUUGCUCGGCAUGAAUACGUUUAUGAACGGCAAACUGGACUUCGCUCUUGGAAGAACAUGCUGGUAGAGAUCUACCAAAAUAUUAUUGUAUGUUAUUGGGUUUCUCUCCUGUGGUCUUUUCGAGACCCACACCCACGAGGGAGAGAGAGGUGGAGGAUCAAAAUUUAUCGAAAAUCAUGAAUUUUGUUCGUGAAGUUUACCCGUGAAUGCUUAAAGUUCAUCUUUAAUGAA